Morchella sextelata is the source of this 180-nucleotide messenger RNA. RefSeq lists its product as uncharacterized. The coding region runs from base 1 to 180 and encodes 59 amino acids. NCBI's taxonomy places the organism in Eukaryota, Fungi, Ascomycota, Pezizomycetes, Pezizales, Morchellaceae. The transcript has a single exon. The record is from RefSeq and is a predicted model, not a curated record.
AUGGUUCCCCCUAAGCGCUCCUCCGGUACAGCACCUCCUGCAUCAAAGCACCCACGACUGCCAAUACGACCUGAAGAAGAUGGAGAGACUGAUGAGUCUGAGAUAUCUUACCGACCAUUGACUCCACUGCCAGCCCGCAUUCAGAGUACUCAAUCGAUCACCGUCACCAAAAUAACCUGA